AUGCGUAGGAUCGUUUCGCCUAUUGCGAUCGGUCGAACACCACCGUCGGGUUUGGAUAAGGUGAUGAAUCGUGAUGGUAGCAGCACCUCCCGUACUCCCGCUGCUACUGUCGAGCUAAGGAGCCCUGCAUCUCCCUCCGCUUCGGGAGUGAUCUCUGGGCGCUCGUGCCUCUCCCUCCAAGUCCCCACCCGUGCCGGUCGUGGCGGAUCUCGUAUUGCGCGCGCCACCCGUCCUCCCCGUGCCCGUCCUCCCCGCGCUAUACCCCGACCCCUUGUGGCGGGGUUCCUUCCACCUCCCGGGACCCACGGCGCUCUCACGCCAGUCUGGCGGACCGGCCUUGGUGGUCCCCACCUAACCCCCCCACGCAUCGUGGCGCUCCUGGUCGCCCGGAGCGUUUCCUGCGGGAUCUCCUCCCGCUCUCCUCCGUCCGCCGUCGCCACCGCCCUGCAGCAGGCGCUGACGGCUGCUGCUGCGUCUGGUUCUGCCAGCCAUGCACGGGACCCGGCUGGCUCCGUCCCAGCGUUGCUCCGAGCCGCAGCGGCGCUGGCUGAGGGCGGGCGUUCCGCCGUGAGGCCGUCGUGCCAGCGCGGCGGGCGGGCAGCGAGGCGGGAUCCUGUGUACCGUUCGCCCUGUGCUGCUGCUCGGCCGUAUCGUUCUCUCCGUCCUCGCCGCCCACGUUCCCGUUCCCGUUCGCAGGUGCCGCAGUCGCUUCCGCCGCUUGAUGUCGGCGGUCCUCCUGGCUGUGUCUUCGCGGGUUUUGGCCCGCCUCGAGCGCCGCUGGGCGCUCCAGAGCCGGAGCCAGAGUGGUGGGGGGCGUGGCGGGAGUUCCAGGCGCGGCGGUGGCCAGGGGAGCCCGCGUGGGAGACUGAGGCUCGUUCGUUUGUGGAUCCCGGCGGGCGGGUGGCGGCGCGGAUGCGGGCGUUCGCCGACUCCCUUGGGCACGUGGCGACCGUGCUGGAGCAACUGCAUCGGGCGAUGGAAGCGCGGGAGGCGCCACAGCGGGAUCCCAUGCUGUCCCGCCGUCAGCAGGUUCGGGUGUUCCGAGCGUAA
Closterium sp. Naga37s-1 is the source of this 1050-nucleotide messenger RNA. Lineage: Eukaryota; Viridiplantae; Streptophyta; Zygnematophyceae; Desmidiales; Closteriaceae. The record is from the annotation of a GenBank genome assembly.